Acanthoscelides obtectus is the source of this 246-nucleotide messenger RNA. The record is from the annotation of a GenBank genome assembly. Lineage: Eukaryota; Metazoa; Arthropoda; Insecta; Coleoptera; Chrysomelidae.
GAAUGACAGUAGACUAUGGAAAUGCUGGUCAGCAGUAAGGUGGUUCAGCUGUUGGAAAAAGUCAGUCGUAUACGCGCCAUUGUCAGCGGUUCCAGUUCUCCUGCCACAUCAACUGUGGCUGUCUUACGUAGCAGCCGGAUUGUUGGCAACUCUGGUAGUGCUACAUUUGGUGCUCACUUUCAAAACGACGGGUGGUGGACGACGAAAAAGACGCAGGAAAGACAGAUUGUUGCAUCACGAUACUGA